Molecule: messenger RNA, 1076 nt
Organism: Leptopilina boulardi
Lineage: Eukaryota; Metazoa; Arthropoda; Insecta; Hymenoptera; Figitidae
Product: cyclin-dependent kinase inhibitor 1C-like
Exons: 3
Coding region: 107-895 (262 amino acids)
Source: RefSeq, a predicted model, not a curated record
UUUCUUCAUAAAUGACGGUGAAGGUCUUUGUAUAUAAGCAACAAAUCUGAUCUACAAUUGUCAGUACGGCUCUUCUUUAAGAAAAUAACUUUCUUUAUAUAGUGAAAUGAUGUUAAAUAUUUUUUUAGUAAUGACGGUCGUGGCCAUGAUAAAGGCCUCUCACUUUGAAAUUGACGGUCAUGGUCUUGAUCAUUUGCAAAUUCAUCCGAAGCUCAUCUCCCAGUCAGUUCAAUUAAAAGAAGUGCCAACUAAAAUUAUCAAGAUCACUAAAACGAUUGCAAUCAGAGUCCCCGUACCAUAUCCUGUCAAGGUACCUCACCAUGUACCAGUUCCAGUUCCAGUGACACAACCUGUGGCAAUUCCUGUUCCUCAGAUAGUAAAAGUGCCUCAUCAUGUACCUGUUGAAGUUCAAAAACCUUAUCCAGUUGAAGUUCAUCAACAGGUGCCUUUACUUGUAUCAAAGCCAAUAGCAGUUCCUCAUCCAGUUCCGGUUCCGCACCCUGUAACUAUCAAUAAACCCAUCUAUUAUCCUGUCCCUCAUCCAGUGCCUUAUCAUCAUCAUCAAUCUGGCGAAUCAUCUCACAAUGAUUAUAGUGACAGUAACGGUGGUUCUGAUCACAACUACUUAUCAAGAUCUUUUCACCGUGAUCUUAAUAAAGAUUCUACAAACGAGGGUGAUGAAUCUAAUGCACAAACAUAUCAAGUUUCUCAACAUGAUUUAACACAAGAAAAAGAUUAUGGCUCUGAACAGGAAUUUUCUUCAUCAUCAAAUCAAAAUUAUGAGACGCCACAAGAUUUUCCAAAAGAAUCUAAAGCUGAAAAGGAAAUUAUUUCUGAACAAAAUUAUUCAUCAAGUCAAGUUUAUAGUGGCAAAAAUUAUGGAGGACAAUAUUAGAAACGGAAUUAUAUUACAAUUAAAUAUUUUUAAAUUUCUUGUUAAAAAUUGUAAAUUUCUCCAAAUUUUCAAAUAACUUCCAUUAGCUAAUGGAUUUUAUGAUAAAAAUUUGUUUUUGUUAUUAAAUAAUGAUAUCUACUUAUUGUAAAGUUAGUUGUACAAAGAAAUUGUUAUUGACACA